This is a messenger RNA of Labeo rohita (rohu), 734 nucleotides long. RefSeq names its product small integral membrane protein 30-like. NCBI's taxonomy places the organism in Eukaryota, Metazoa, Chordata, Actinopteri, Cypriniformes, Cyprinidae. Bases 35 to 217 code for a protein of 60 amino acids. The transcript has a single exon. The record is from RefSeq and is a predicted model, not a curated record.
UAUUGCGCUUCCCUCCUCGCAGCCGACCAACAACAUGGCUCCCAAAGACCAAAAUACACUCAUGAUGCUUUGCCUUUUCCUCCUGACGCUCGUCCGGACCGCCGAGGCGUUUGACGGAGGAGACGCGGCGGCUUUGCUGCUGGGCGCGACGGUGACGCUCGUGGGAAUCUGCGCGUGCCUGGGCUGGUACGCGCGCACACGAAACGGCCAGUUUUGAUGACAACCUGGUGAUCAAGGCCUCAUCCGGAAAUGUGACUGAGUGCAUAAAGUCAUGCAUUUAUACUGAAAAUAAUUGGAAAUGCACGCAGAGGAAGGAACUGUGUGGAUAAGCGUAUGUGUGUUGAUUAUAUUCUCUGACGCAUUAUCCUUACUAAUGUCUCUUAUAUAUGGGACACUGGACACUUCCUUGUCUCUGUGCACCAUGUGGGAAACUUCUACAACAGUAUCAGCGUUAAAAAGCCCAUUAGAUGUUUACUGCAUGGCAACAAGAUCACAUGCAGACAUUCUCUGACACAUUUCUAUGGACUUGGACAUACUGGUGGACUGCCAUGGUACAAUCUCGUCAAGACAAUCCGGUUCCAGUUUCAACACUGUGUGAUGAAAUCACUAAAUUGUUAAAAGGCUACUGCUUUCUGUGUCUUUAUAAAGCGUUCAAUGUCAAUGCCAAUGUGCUUUAUUGAAGGAGGGUGAUGCUGCUUGCUUUGUGUUUGUGUUAAUAAACUUUGUAAACUUUA